UGACUAUGGCAACUGUCACAUUUUCUGGUGCUACAACUGUAACAGCAUUUGUUGCAAUUGUCGCAUUGUUUGGUGCUGCAAUUGUAGUUGGUGUAGCCAUGGUCACGUUUACUGGUAUUGUUGCAUUUAUUGCAGUAGCCACAAUUGGUCCUAAGACUGUAGUACCAGGUGCUACAGUAGCAUUUGCUGUCGUUGCAAUUGUGGUAGCGGUAACAUUUGCUGCCGCGAUUGUUGUUGCAUUAUUGAUGACAGUUGUCGCAUUGGUUGGUGUUACGAUCGUAAUUACACUUGAUGUCACUGUUGCAUUAGUUGGUUCUGCGAUUGCAGUUAUCGCAUCUACCAUCAUCAUCAUCGUCACAUUUGCAGUCGAAACUAUUGUGGUAUUCGCUGAUGGAAGAACUGUCACUGGUGCUAAAAUUGUACCUGUAGGUGCCAGGCUAGUAUUGGCUGCGGCCGUGAGGGUUGUUGCAUUGACUGCGAUAACUGUCACGUUAGUCGGUGCUACAACUGUGACAGCAUUGGGAGCACUUGUCACAUUAGGUGUAAUGGAUAUUACAGCUGUUGGUGCUACAGUCACAUUCGUCGGGAUUGUUACAGCGAUCGUUGGAGCCAAAGUGACAUUUCCUGUUGGAACUGCAGUCGCAUUGACUGCGACAACUGUGACAUUAGCUGGUGCUACCACUGUAACUGCAUUCGUUGCAGCUGUCACAUUAACUGAUGUCUGGCUUAUUGUUGUAGAUGCUACAGUUGCAUUUGCUGGUACAGCGACUGUAGUUGUCGCACCUUCCGUCAGAUUUGUCGGUAAUACGGUCGUAGUCGCACCACCUGCAUCGUUUGCUACUGAAAUUGUUGUUGCAUUAACUGUGACAACUGUAACAUUAGUUGGUGCCACGACUGUAACUGCAUUUGUUGCCGUUGCAGGUGCUACUGUUGCGUUAAUUGGAGAACUGAGUGUAGUUGUUGCAAUUGUCGUAACAUUUGCCACAGCUGCAGUCAUAAUCACACCGCUUGCAUUAGCAUUUGCUGCUGGAAUCGUAGUUGCAUUUACUGUGACAACUGUCACAUUGGUUGGUGCUACGACUGUAACUGCAUUUGUUACACCUGUUGCAUUAGCUGACGUCAUGCCUGUAGCUGCUGCUGUUGCAUUUGCUGGAGCAGCUACUGUAGUUGUUGCAACUAUCGUGACAUUUGUUGCCGGUAUUGUAGUUGCAUUGACUGUAACAACUGUCACAUUAGUUGGU
Molecule: messenger RNA, 1241 nt
Organism: Cylicostephanus goldi
Lineage: Eukaryota; Metazoa; Nematoda; Chromadorea; Rhabditida; Strongylidae
Source: the annotation of a GenBank genome assembly